CAUAAUAACACAAAAGAAAAAGUUAAAAGAAGAAGAAGUGAUGGGGAUGAUGAAGGUAACGUUGAUGGUUGUGAUGAUGAUGGUGUUGGUCGGAACCAUAAUAGGUGAGGUCAAGGCUGAGGAGUACUCACAUGAGGAUUGUGUGAAACGGUGUGUGCACAGGUGCUUUGAUAAUCCUGAUAAGAAUUGCGUUCGCCAAUGCAUCUUUUUUAACUGCGGUCCUCCUUCUCUUCCUACCAAUGUUUAUCGUUCUAAGAUGAAGGCUCCACAGAAUCACGGAAUCAGAGAAUAGAUUAUUUUAGAUCUUUAGACCAAAAACAUAAAUAGAU
This is a messenger RNA of Camelina sativa (false flax), 329 nucleotides long. The record is from RefSeq and is a predicted model, not a curated record. NCBI's taxonomy places the organism in Eukaryota, Viridiplantae, Streptophyta, Magnoliopsida, Brassicales, Brassicaceae.